This is a messenger RNA of Coregonus clupeaformis (lake whitefish), 2287 nucleotides long. RefSeq names its product transmembrane protein 260 (gene tmem260). Lineage: Eukaryota; Metazoa; Chordata; Actinopteri; Salmoniformes; Salmonidae. The record is from RefSeq and is a predicted model, not a curated record. The coding region runs from base 547 to 900 and encodes 117 amino acids. The transcript has 6 exons.
UCUGCAGGUGGAGUGGCUCUGGCUCCAGAGCGAUGCUGUGGUGUGUGUGCUGGCUGGGCUGGGCCUGAAUUGGACACACACAGGCCUGGAGAGGAGGCUAGGACAUGGGAGUCUGUGGAGGGCCAGAUGCCGGAUCUUCACUGUAGGUCUCCUGGCACACAUGGCGCAAUCAACCAUCGGGGGUGUGAUCAGAGCAGUAACAGUGUGGUGGAGCGGUUUGGGCGGGAGCUUCUGGUCCCUCCAGACUCUAUCAUCCUGACCCGGGGAGACCUCCCAGGGAACUCCCUGCGCUACCUCUACUACUGCCAGGGGGUCCGGCCUGAUGUAUGCCUCGUUGACCAGGAGGUCGAUACUUUGCCACUUAGGAUGAUGACGUAGAGCUGGUACGUGGCCAAGCUGGGCCAGCAUCACCCUUUGGUUCACUUCCAAGGGCGCUGGUGGGACCCGGUCUACACUGAGGAGAAAGACACCUUCAGUCUGGAGCAGUUCCUCUCUCACAACACAUAUUUCCACCCAGGGUCCUGGGAGAGGGUGGCUAACGAGGAGAUGUGGCAGGCCAGGAUGAAGACUGCUUUCUUUCUGUUUGACCUAGCUGAGAGGAUCCAGGGAGAGGGGAAAGCUCGCCUGUUUGAGCUCUCCUACACUCUGUAUAAGGAGAUCGUGGAGAGGCACACAGACUACCCUCCCAACUGGGAUAGGAACCUGGCCCUGGCCAGCGAGAGGCUCCUGCGCUCGGGGAAACAGGGCCACAGCCCUGACAGCCUGCUGACCUGCAGCAUCCAGCACUUCAGCAUGUACCUGGACAAGGAGCCCACGGACUCCCAGGCCCCCGCCAUCCGCACCGCCGUCUCCCACCUGCUGCAGGAGAGGACCAGGGUCCGGCAGAGACGCACCCCCUGAGGGAGGGGAGGGUUAGAUGGAGCAGGCACACAGGGAGUGGGCUUCUACUGUUACUACAGGACACUAUUGACAUGGAGACUCUUAGGAGAAGAGGUCCUCACAACUCAUUGUUGAAAGGAGGUUCCAGUGUUGCAGCCAGGGUACUUUGACUGGUGCUCUAGCCUCUUGUGGUUGGGCUAAAGGGUUUUCUCAAGGGUUGAACAGACUGGGCUCUCUGGAGGUGUUUGGAUACAGGUUUACCUGCACUCAUAGAUCAUGUAACAAUGUAUGUAUGACGACCUGCACCAUUCUUCCAUGAAGUAGGUCAUGAAAAACGUCCCUUGUCAAAGACUUGGCUAGAAAAUGGUACAUAAUAUGGAGGUGGUGUUGUUGGAGGUAGUGCUGGCGAUGAGGCUCUCUGUGAUGGGGUGGGGUUGUCCAGACAAACAGGACCCUGGCUGCACCUCACACUGCGGGAAUGUUUUCCACUGGGGACGUUACAUGACUUUUGCAGCCUGGACUGAACCCAAUCAAGUUGUUCAUGUCUCCCACACACACACACUCUUUUAUUGACUAUUUCCCUGCCUCUCUCUGCAUCUCUUCCUCUGCCUCUCUCACGGCUUUUAACGUUGUGAUUAUGUGGCCUCCUGCUGAUUUAGUUCUCUUUUUCUCCCAUUAGGAGGGUCAGGCUGAGAUUGAGGGAAACCCAAUUUGUGCGCAGAAAUGGGGGAUUAGAGCAGGCUCUUAAUCUGGGACAGACUUGUGCAGUGCCACGCUGUCCUCUGGGAUCUUAGCACGACCCCGGCUCCCAAUCGCCACCACUGCCCACCAACUAUCCAUCCAUCUGAGAUGGUCCUUUAAAAAACAAAUGGAUUCAAGGAGCUUUUUUUCUCCUUUUGACGGCAGAGCUAUAAUCCCUCACAAAUUUUAAUGAAAUAUUAAAUGUUACACUGCCAGGGACCCUUUUAGAGGUGUGUGUGUGCUCCUCCUGUGAAACACAGACAUGCAGAGAGAAACACACACACACACUGAAUAUUGGAGCGCUUUCAUCUCCAGAGAGACAUUCCGUUGCGCAGACAUUGAGAGUCAUAACUACAGUCACACAGACACUCAGAGACGUUGCGGACAGACACUCAGAGACGUUGCAGACAGACAUGCAAAGGUCCUCAGCAGCACGACCCAGUCUCCUAGAGAGAUGGACCCAGUCACUUGAGGCUGGUCUGAGAGACAUGAUGGCAUGCAGAGCCAGUGGACAGAGUACACUUGAUAACAUCUUUAACUAUCUCACCUUUCAUUGAUACCUUUCCCUUUCAUUCCCUCUUCCCUCUGUUCUUGCAUAGACCUUCUACCUCGCUUACCUUUCACAGUCUCAGUCAAUGAACACGCUAUUUUUUCUGCUGUCCACAGA